Messenger RNA from Eptesicus fuscus (big brown bat), 5502 nucleotides. It is a transcript of the gene TCAF2, whose product is annotated as TRPM8 channel associated factor 2. The transcript is spliced from 8 exons. NCBI's taxonomy places the organism in Eukaryota, Metazoa, Chordata, Mammalia, Chiroptera, Vespertilionidae. The record is from RefSeq and is a predicted model, not a curated record. The coding region runs from base 438 to 3197 and encodes 919 amino acids. Gene Ontology annotation, biological process: negative regulation of anion channel activity.
CUGAUUCCUCGGGGCUCCUCCAUUCCACCUUCUGUGGUGCGUUAUGUUGUUGCCCGGGCACUGUCGGCCCAGAAUCUGGUUUAUUGCACACGGGUUUGCGUUCCUUACCCUGUACAACAGCAACUUUACAGAGUGUCAUCUCGCACUGCGGGACCCCUCAGGGGAUGUGGGAGAACCGGUUUCGGUCUGAUCCCCGCCGGCCCGGCAGAGAGACCCCACCUUCAGGAGGGACCCCGCUCACUCUGCAGACGCCCGCCUGCCGCUGUGUCACCCCACGUGCAGCCGGCAGGGGAGUGACCCAGGGAGGUUGGCUCCAGGGCGUGUCCCGCCAGUCUCACCUAGUCCCGCCCCACCGGCCACCACCCAAGACCGCCUGCUUUAGUCCCUGCACUGGAGCCAGCGCCGCAACCCGGAAGACUCAAGCAAGCUGAGUGAUCAUGGCAACAACUCCCACAGUGGCUUUCGAGGCCCUUCUGAAUGGAGUGACAAGUUGGGAUGUCCCUGAAGGUCCCAUCCCGUGUGAACUGCUUCUCAUUGGAGAGGCUGCCUUCCCAGUGUUGGUGAAUAAGAAGGGUCAGGUCCUCAUCGCUGCGUCCUCCUAUGGCCGAGGCCGCCUGGUGGUGGUGUCCCAUGAGGGCUACCUGCUGGAUGCCGGCUUAGCUCCAUUUCUCCUCAACGCAGUGAACUGGCUCCGUCCCUCUCCUGGGGCUCCCGUGGGAGUGCACACCUCCCUAGAACCACUAGUUACCAUCCUGCGGAGUUCUGGGAUUGAGACACAGGUUCAGCCAGAACCGGGAGACCCCCCAGGGGUUUUCUGCAUCAAUGCCUACAAUGAAACCCUGACUGCAGAGCUGGUCCAGUUUGUGAAACGUGGUGGGGGCUUGCUCAUUGGGGGCCAGGCCUGGUACUGGGCCAGUCAGCACGGUCAUGACAAGGUGCUAUCCAGGUUCCCCGGGAACCUGGUGACCAGUGUGGCUGGAGUGUACUUCACCGACACCUAUGGGGACAAAGGCCCAUUCAAAGUCUCUAAGAAGGUGCCCAAGAUCCCACUCCAGGUCAGGUGUGGGGAGGACCUCAGGCAGGACCAGCACCAGCUCCUAGAAGGGAUCUCAGAGCUGGACAUCAAGACAGGAGGAAUCCCCUCGCAGCUGCUGGUGCACGGGGCCCUGGCCUUCCCUCUGGGGUUAGAUGCCUCACUCGGCUGCUUCCUGGCCGCUGCCCGCUAUGGCCAGGGCCGGGUGGUCCUGGCUGCCCAUGAGGGCAUGCUCUGUGCUCCCAAGAUGAGGCCCUUCUUGCUCAAUGCUAUAUGCUGGCUGUCCAGAGGCCAGAAAGGCAAAAUUGGGGUGAACACAAGUCUAAAAAACCUGUGUGCCCUACUGUCAGAGCAUGGCCUGGAAUGUAGUCUGGAGCCCCAUCUGACAAAUGGCUUGGCUGUCUACUGCUGUAAUGCUUACAGUGACAGUCAGGCUAAGCAGCUACAAGAGUUUGUGGCUGAGGGAGGGGGCUUGCUGAUCGGGGGCCAGGCCUGGUGGUGGGCCUCCCAGAACCCGGGCCACUCCACGUUGGCUGGUUUCCCUGGUAAUGUCAUCCUCAACUGCUUCGGCCUUAGCAUCCUACCUCAGUCUCUCAAUCCAGGGUGUUUCCCCGUCCCCACCCCCCAGAUGCGGAGCUACCACUUCCGCAAGGCCCUAUCGGAAUUCCAGGCUGUCCUGAACCAGGGGAGUAGGAACUUGGAAAAGAGCUGGCUGGCAAAACUGCGAGGUGAUGGGGCCGCCUUCCUGCAGAUCCCUGCUGAGGGGGUCCCUGCGUACAUGUCCAUGCACCGACUUAUAAGGAAGAUGCUGCAGUUGUCUGGCCUCCCAGCUGUGAGCCGGAAAAACCCAGUGGCCAGUGAUUCCCUUGAGGCUGCAGUGCUCUGCCUAGCCACUGAGCUGGUACAUUCUGGGACUGACUGUUCCAAGCUGGUGCAGGGUUGGGGAACCAGGACCUGCCACUCCAGCCUGGACUCCUCAGAACACCCCAUUGCUGUGGACAUCGAUGGAAACAACCCAGGCAACGGUGAGUGCUGGGUGAGUACUGGACUCUACGUCCUAAAUGGACAAAAUGCAGAAGUCUCGCUGUCUGAAGCUGUGGCCUAUACCGGCCUGAAGGUACAGAUUGGCUGCCACACCGAUGACUUGAACAAUGCCAGCAAGCUGUCUCGAGCCCCUAUGGUGUCUCACCGAUGGUGUAUGAACAAGACCAAACAGUCAGUCUCUUGCCUCUGGGGUGGCCUUUUAUAUGUCAUCGUGCCCAAAGGCAGUAAACUGGGACCCAUGUCCAUCACUAUUAAGAAUGCUGUGCCUGCCCCAUACUACAAGCUGGGUAAGACAUCCCAGGAGGAGUGGAAGAGCUGUAUUCAGGAGAGCCUGGCUCCCUGGGGAGAGCUGGCAACAGACAACAUCAUCUUGACGGUGCCAACUGAAAACCUCCGGACCCUGGAGGACCCUGAGCCUGUGCUCUGCCUCUGGGAUAAGAUGAUGCAGGCUAUAGCCAGACUGGCAGCUCAGCCUUUCCCGUUCCACCGUCCAGAGAGGAUUGUUGCUGAUGUGCAAAUCUCAGCGGGCUGGAUGCAUUCAGGGUACCCCAUCAUGUGCCACCUGGAGUCGGUGCAGGAGCUCAUCAAUGAGACCAACAUGAGAAGCAGAGGUCUGUGGGGAGCCAUCCAUGAGCUGGGCCACAACCAGCAGCGGCAUGGGUGGGAGUUCCCCCCGCACACCACUGAGGCCACUUGCAACCUCUGGUCAGUCUAUGUGCAUGAGACAGUCCUGGGCAUCCCCAGGGCUCAGGCCCACCCUGCUCUGAGCCCUCCAGAACGAGAGAAGAGGAUCAAAGAGCACCUGAGCAAGGGAGCCCCCCUGUGUAACUGGAACGUGUGGACAGCUCUGGAAACAUAUCUACAGCUCCAGGAGGUCUUUGGGUGGGAGCCAUUCACCCAACUCUUUGCUGAGUACCAGACCCUUCCCAGCAUCCCCAAAGACAACACUGGCAAGAUGAAUCUGUGGGUGAGGAAGUUCUCUGAAAAAGUGCAGAAGAAUCUGGCUCCAUUCUUUAAGGCCUGGGGCUGGCCCAUCCAGAAUGAAGUGACUGAGAGCCUGGCUUGUCUGCCUUGGUGGGAAGAAAACCCCCUGCAAGUUCACAUCCACACUAAGGAAUAAAAUGUACCGAGUCAUUUGGGGACAGGAAUGGCCACUGGCCAGCUCCACCACCCAGGUACCUUGAGCCUGAAUCCUACUUCCUUCCCUGUCUUCAGAAAGGCAGUGAAGGUCCAAAGCCAACUUUCUCAAGAAAAUACUUUGGUACUUCUCUGUAUUGCUUCUCUGCUUAUACUGUCACUCUCUCCAGGAGCUGUGCUUCACCUUCCUAGUCCUCCAGUGGAAGGAUUUUCAUCUUGGCGUCUUGAGGUCCUGCAGGCUCUUGGUUUCUAUUUUUGACCAAUAGUUCUAAAGACCAUGGGUUACCAUAAUAAUCUGAUAUCACUCCCUCACUACUGCCAGCCCUAAACAAGGAUCUUAAUUUCUUGUGCUCUGAGAACUUUUCUAAUAGCAGGAGAGAUAGGCUGUUAUAGUGGAGAGAGUCUUUGACUCUAUGGAAAACCACUUCACUUCUCUGUGCUUCUGUAUUCUUUUUUCCUUCUUCUUUCAAAAUAAAAGUAGUGAUUUCAUAAAUGCUUACCUUUUAAUGUUUGACCCCAGAGCAUAUUCAAUAUACAUCUAAACUUAAAGCCCUCAUAAUGACUCAGGUAUCCAUGACACGGGGAUAAAAAUGUAUUGCUUGAUAAUGGUGAAUGGGUUUGUGCACCAUAAUAUGUACCCAUGUGUAAGGGUGUCCUUAAGCUUUCUCCAGGUCCCAGUUUUGUGUGGACAACCUGAAAACUAAAUCUCACUUCUGAAUUGAUGACCUUGAGAUUAGCAUUCAGUCCUCAUGUAAGAGACUGUAAUGAAUAUCAGUGUCGCUCCUACUGCAUUGUCAAGAUCCUAGCCCAUCCUCUAUCCUUUCUCCUGCCUCUGGAAGGAUUCUUGACUAUAACCUAACCCUGUCAUCAGAAAAGCUCAACUAAAACAUUUUCCACCUCCCUCAAGUCCUCUUAAGUUUGUGAUUAAAGUGAUGUGACCCCUGUCUUUGCUCACAGAGGAUUUGUCCUGGGGCAGACCGUGCUGCUUUCACAUCGUUUUCCUCACAGUCAGUGGGCUCCAUGUAAGUCAUGACAGUGAGAACACAAGCCAGUUUCCCACUGAUGGUAAAGAUAAGAUAGCAGAUGGUCACCACAGCCUCUGCCUCUGGAAUUCCAUGAUUCUGAAACCAUAUACUCUUGUUGUUCUUUUAAUUUUUAUUCAUUGAUUGAUUUUUAGAGAGUGAAAAAACAUUGAUUUGUUGUUCCACUUAUUUAUGCAUUCAUUGGUUGAUUCUUAUAUGUGCCCUGACCAGAAUCUAACCCACAACCUUGGUUUAUAAAAAGGAUGCUCUAACCAAUUAAGCUACCCAGCCAGGACACAUUCUUGAUUUUAAAGAAACCUUUGUAUAAAGAGGGGAAAUUUUGUCAUAAACAAAGAAUUUGGGUUUUUUCCAGCUUUGGAAAGACAGGAAUCUGAUCAGAAUGAUCAAUGGUUGUGUGUCUCCUCUUUUAAAGUCUCAAUUUAAUAACCUAUGCAUACUGUUUACCUGAAGUCAUGCCUCUCAUCAUGCUUUAUUUAAUACUUCUUAUCACAUUUUAAAUUAAUGCUUGUUUAAUGUUCUAUUCCCUCACUAGGCUGUGCAUUUCAUGAAGGCAGGGCUGAGCCUGCAUUUCUCAAAGCCUGGCACAUUAAAAGUUUUCCAUAGGUAUUUGUGUACUCAAUAACGGUAUACAAGACUGAUUAAGGAUUCCUAACUCCUAUCCCCACUAAAUAUCCUAUAGAGUCCUAUGAUAAUUACUGAAAUUCAAAGAAAUUUUCCCAUUAAUCUAGAAGGAUGUUUCUUAUAACUUGAGUCUCUCCUCCACUUUUUUCUAUCUCAGACCUGGCUACAUAAAAAUUUUGAUCAUUUUGGUUGACAGAUUGGAUGAAAGGAAACUUUCCUCUGGUUUCCUCCCCACCCUAUUUAUAUAUUAAAGAUUCAGUGCCAGAAGUUAAUUCCAGCAUGUCAUAAAUGCAAGAAGUUUCAUCAAAAGGUUGAUGGAACCUUGUGGAUUGCCUGCUGGAAAUGGCUAAAGGCAUUUCCCCACACCUAAAGAUUUGCAUAGAUGAUUGCUUGCUGCAAGACAGCUGAGGGCAUUUCAAUCUCCAUGUUAUCGCCUCCUACUGGCCAAACACCUGAACAGCCAUAGGCAGUUCCCCCAAUCUGACAAUGGAUUCUGUAUGCUGAACCUUGCCUUUAAUGUGUAUAUCUACCUUGUCUUAGGACAAUUUGUGUUAAUAAAGAGCAAGGGGUCCGGAGAUUCAGGGGAACUUGGUUUCUUUAACUAAGUCUUCUCUGGCUCCCCAA